This is a messenger RNA of Bathycoccus prasinos, 2040 nucleotides long. RefSeq lists its product with no specific name. NCBI's taxonomy places the organism in Eukaryota, Viridiplantae, Chlorophyta, Mamiellophyceae, Mamiellales, Bathycoccaceae. The transcript has a single exon. The record is from RefSeq and is a predicted model, not a curated record. Bases 1 to 2040 code for a protein of 679 amino acids.
AUGAAGCGUCGAUGUAUGAAGCGCAGCGAGCGGAUGAUUUUUAGAGUUAGUUUGGGUUGUUUUCACGUUUUCUUCGCGUUUUAUAAAUACGCGAGAAAACGACAGAAGAAAUCUCAUCUCUGGCAGCGUCCGAAAGCAGCGAUGGAGAAACAACGCCACGAAGGCGGUAGCGAAGCGGGACGUGAUAGUUGUUUGCAAGUGAGAAACAGCACCAACGAGAACCAGAGCGCGGGGCAAAGACCACACGCGGCGUCUCCUCAGCAACCGACGGAGACGACGAGUUCAAAAAAGGCGACGAGGACGUUUCCUUCGUUGUCGAACAAAGUCUCGUCGUCUGUUGCGUCUGCUGGUCACGAGCAAAGGUCACUCGACGAUCGAAUGAGCGACAUUGGUGGUACUCUGCAAACGUUGUUUACCCCUGAUGAACGCGAGGAAAACGACAGAAGAGAAGAGAACGACGACUUUCGCACACCAACGACGACGACGACGACGAAAACAACAGAAGAGCGAGGGGGGCGAGGGGUAGGAGACAAAGAAAAUUUUGAAAUUUUGAAAUCCUUAACGACGGAAGGACCUCCAACUGUAGGGUUUAAGAGGAAAAAAACAAAUCUCUCAUCUUCCCGCAAAACACCACAACUCACAAAACCAUCGUCGCCUCUCUCUCUCGGUGGUAGUGGCGGUGGUGGUUUUACCUCUGCUCUCGCUGCCGCGAGGGGCGACGGUGGUGGCGUCGUCGACGGGUUUGGCGACGAGGGAGUGAAUCAUGGUCCUUUGCAGCGAUUCAUCGUAUCGCAAUAUGAUACAAAACAGAAGUGGUUUCGUUGCUUGCAAAUCGAUCGAGUUGGGGAACAGUCGAAACAGUGCAACCUCCGCGCUACAAUGCACGCUCGCGGGUCAGACCAAACGAAAGAUGUGGACAGUUGCGCGACGCACGCCGGGCUGAAAAUUGAAUGUGUUUCUUGUCUUUGCACGUUCUUCGACGAAAGCACGGGCAAGCAGUGCCCGAUACGAGCGAAUUUUGGCUUGCCUUCGACGAAGGAAAAGGUGUACUGUUCUACACACGCCAAAGUAGAGAACGGUAGGUUGCGCGAUGACGAGGAGAAGUACGUCGACGUCGGUCAUAAAAAGUGCACGUUCUUCGACGAAAGCACGGGCAAGCAGUGCCCGAUACAAGCGAAUUUUGGCUUGCCUUCGAGGAAGGAAAAGGUGUACUGUUCUGCACACGCCAAAGUAAAGAACGGUACGUUGCGCGAUGACGAGGAGAAGUACGUCAACGUCGGUACUAAAAUGUGCGAGAUUUGCGGGGUGAUGCCCGGGUACUACAAAAUCGCAGGCAGCGUUUUGGUGAGAGAGGACGGCGUUACUUUCAUUGAGUGGAAGUCGGCUUGUUGGUAUUGCGCGACGUGGCAGAAUCCUGCAGACGUCAUGUUUAACAAAGACGCGUACACGGAGAAGGAGGGCGAAAGAAAACCCGAGGCCUCGAAAAUGUUCAUGCGCAGAGAGCACAUCGCCAUUCAAAGCCUACUCAAACGCAUUGGAGAAGACGGCUUGAAUCUCUAUUUGGUACACAAUAGAGUUAUCAAAACGGGCGCAUGUUGUCGUGACGAUGGCGAGAGGCAUCGUCGACGACUUGAUGCUUCGAUAAUCGUCCACACCCGUUCAGAAGAAGGUGUCGACGGCGAGGGGGCUCCGAUAUUAAUUGGUUUAGAGUGCGACGAGAACGGUCACAAGUCGUACGAUAAAGAAGAUGAAGCAAAACGAGUCAACGAAAUUCAAAUGGCGUGGGGCGUCAACGCCAGCGUUUAUUUGCGCUUCAAUCCGGACGGAUACAUUCCGCUUGGCCAAACUACGAAACGAACUGGAUUUUUCGUUCGUAAAAAUGAGGACAAGAAGGAAAUAGAUUACCGUCUCGACGUCGUGUGGGAGAAGUUGAAAGAACUCGUUACUCACAUCCAAACGCAUGGACCGCAAGACUCGUACGAAAGCGUCUUUCUCUUUUUCGACGGCCAUAAUGACGAUGAUUUCCGGAAGAGAGAUUAA